Molecule: messenger RNA, 1860 nt
Organism: Psylliodes chrysocephalus
Lineage: Eukaryota; Metazoa; Arthropoda; Insecta; Coleoptera; Chrysomelidae
Source: the annotation of a GenBank genome assembly
UGUACAUUAACAAUGUCAUUUCAAUCUCCGUUUAACACAACGGUGGAAUCGACCCUUAAACGACUGGGUAGGUAUAUUAGAAUGCUCGGAAAAAUUUGUUAAGGACAUACAAGAUAUAUUGGUUCUAAAUAUUCUUUGCCUGAGUAAUGGGACUGCGAUAAAACAUUCUGGAUAAUAGAAGAUAUUAUUGAAGUACCUCUAUAGGACAAGAAUUAAAAAGGACAGAUCGGAGUUGGUCGAGGGGAGUAAGAUGUUUUUAAUUAAGACGAAUUUUUGAAGCUUUAAAAUACAUAAAUACUGCGAUUUUAGUGUCCCUGCACUAUCAGAUUUCGCCACUGCUGAUUUCGCUUGUGUACUUUCCAUUGAAAAGUAUAUAUCCCUGGUUAAAUGGUCUUACGGACGGAAUCCAUAAAAAAGAAGAUGAGAAGAAGAGACAAGAAAUUACAUAACCUCAUUUUUUAAAUAAAUUUUAUUUUAGAACUUUGCUAUUUACAACUUAUUACAGUUUGAAUAAUAAUUUAUCAAAAAUGACUAACAUGGUGUUACCAGCAGCCACAAAAGUACAUAUGUUAAUAGGGCAAUGUGUCCCCUGCAUUAAACAGGGAGCUUCAAAAUUCAAAAUUAAGAGACUGGAACUGGAUUCAAAUUUGAAUAUGUUUUUUCCUAAACACGAAGUUGUUUAUGCUCAUGACCCAGAAAAGAUAUGCAAAACUGGCGACUAUGUUAUAAUAGAAAAAUUACCGGAAAAACUAACUCGUCUUAUUACGCAUAAGGUUAAAGAAGUCUUGUACCCCUUGGGAGACGUAACAGAUCCUAUCACCGGAAAAAAAGUAGUUGUUGGUAGUUUUAGAGACCAUAUAGAAAACGUUAGUAAAGCCUAUGGAGAGAAAAAGACAGCCUUUAAAUAUGAAAAGGCUCCAAAGAGAGGUUGGCAGGAAAACAAGAAAGAUUUUACUCAUGUGGAGACAUACAUAAAGUACCAUGAAGAUGGAUCAAAUGAUCCUACAGCUGUAUAGAACAAUUUUGAACAUACAUGUAUCGCUCUUUAAAUUUAGUUUCGUAGAUUUAAUAAAAAAUUGCUUUAUUGUUUAAAAUGUAUUUGUUUGUCUUUGGUAGAGCUUGCCUGAUUUUAGCGAAGGAUUUUAAAAAUUGUAAAUAACAUAAAAAGUAAAUGGCAAAGUUAUGUUCUUUUGAUUAUUUUCUUUAUAAUGUCGUUUAUCAACAAUUUGUCUUAGGCAAGUUCUUUUUAUUUCAAGAGGUGAUAAGUAUAUUAUGUGAGUUAAAAAAAUAGAUUCCUUUCUCAUAUGGGUAUUGUUUUGUUGAGUGAAAACCUUUAAUAUGAGCAUUAUUAUGUGUAACAGGCCUGCACAACAUGCGGCCCGCCAUUGUCGUUUUCUUGGUCCUUUGUUCAUUAACCAGUUUGACCUGCCUAUGUCAAACUAUAUAUUUGUCAGUAACAAAAUUGCUUUUAGGUAUUAAUUGCCUUUUUUAGAAUCAGAGCAGAACACCUCGACCUGCUUUAUAAAUUUAUAAGCUCAGGACUCUCUUGGCCCUUGUACACUUACGGUUUUUGAACUGGCCCUUUGAAAAUCUCAGUUGUGCAGGCCUGAUGUAUAAGGUGCCUCAAGUUAUCAUUUACAGGCAAUAUUUGAAGUAAUAUAAAAAAAUAAUUUUCAAUUGUAUAAUGACCUUUUCAAAACUUCAUUUACUUUGAUGAAUAAAGAAGUGAGAGAAGCAGGCCAAUGAAACAAUUAUAAAACAGGGCAUUUAUACAGGAUGUCCUAUUAAAAAUGUGACACAGAACAACUGAAGAUUUAAAAUAAGUUGAUUAAAUAAAAUAUUCGUUUCCAAAAUACAGGG